Procambarus clarkii (red swamp crayfish) is the source of this 1895-nucleotide messenger RNA. Its product is annotated as alpha-enolase. Gene Ontology annotation, cellular component: phosphopyruvate hydratase complex. Lineage: Eukaryota; Metazoa; Arthropoda; Malacostraca; Decapoda; Cambaridae. Gene Ontology annotation, biological process: glycolytic process. Gene Ontology annotation, molecular function: magnesium ion binding; phosphopyruvate hydratase activity. The record is from RefSeq and is a predicted model, not a curated record.
GGCGCAUGCGCUGGCUUCGUGUAAAUAUGGACUUUAUGCCGGGUAGUCGUAAGGUUCAGUAGUAGUAAAGUUGGCAGAGGGCGCUCGAGCAGGGCUGGCCCACAAAAGCCCUCGACAACGGUCGAUCCUCGCCAGUUGGAGACCCGAGAUUCCAUCAAGCAGCCACAAUGUCGAUCACAAAGGUAUUCGCUCGCAGCAUCUUUGAUUCCCGUGGUAACCCCACUGUGGAAGUGGAUCUUUACACAAGCAAGGGUCUUUUCCGUGCAGCUGUGCCCUCUGGUGCAUCGACUGGUAUCCAUGAAGCUCUGGAAAUGCGAGAUGGAGAUAAAUCAAAGUAUCAUGGCAAGUCUGUCUUCAAUGCUGUCAAGAACGUCAAUGACAUCAUUGCCCCAGAGAUCAUAAAGAGUGGCUUGAAAGUGACCCAGCAAAAAGAGUGUGACGAGUUUAUGUGCAAACUGGAUGGUACAGAAAACAAAAGCCGUCUUGGUGCCAAUGCUAUUCUCGGCGUAUCUCUGGCCGUCUGCAAGGCUGGUGCUGCAGAAUUGGGAAUACCUUUAUACAGGCAUAUUGCAAAUCUUGCCAACUAUGGGGAAGUGAUUCUACCUGUACCAGCUUUCAAUGUUAUAAAUGGUGGCUCUCAUGCUGGAAACAAGCUAGCUAUGCAAGAGUUCAUGAUCCUACCCACAGGAGCAGAGACUUUUACUGAAGCUAUGAAAAUGGGUAGUGAAGUUUAUCAUCACUUGAAGGCUGUCAUUAAGGCUCGCUUUGGUCUUGAUGCAACAGCUGUUGGAGAUGAGGGAGGUUUUGCCCCUAACAUUCUCAAUAAUAAGGAUGCCCUCAACCUUAUCCAAGAUGCAAUCAAAAAGGCUGGUUAUGUAGGCAAGAUAGAGAUUGGGAUGGAUGUGGCUGCAUCAGAAUUCUACAAACAAGAUAAUGUUUAUGACCUUGACUUCAAAACUGCUAACAAUGAUGGAUCUCAGAAGAUUUCUGGUGACCAACUUAGGAAUUUGUAUAUGGAAUUCUGCAAGGAGUUUCCCAUAGUCUCCAUUGAGGACCCAUUUGAUCAGGAUGACUGGGAUAACUGGACCAAGAUGACUGCUGGUACUGACAUUCAAAUUGUAGGUGAUGAUUUAACUGUAACUAACCCUAAGCGCAUUACCACGGCUGUUGAGAAGAAAGCUUGUAACUGUCUGCUGUUGAAGGUGAACCAGAUAGGUUCAGUCACAGAAUCAAUCAAUGCCCACCUUCUGGCCAAAGAAAAUGGCUGGGGCACCAUGGUCUCCCACAGGUCUGGUGAGACAGAAGAUUGCUUCAUUGCUGAUCUGGUUGUUGGCCUGUGUACUGGUCAAAUAAAAACUGGUGCUCCCUGCCGCUCUGAACGUUUGGCAAAAUAUAACCAAAUCCUCCGUAUCGAGGAAGAACUUGGGUCCAAUGCUAAGUUUGCUGGCAAGAAUUUCAGGAAACCCGUUUAAGAAGUUUAAAUCAUAAGGCUUUUAAAAUCUUAUAAGAAUGUUACUGAAUAAAUUUGGGAAAACUGAUAUACCUAUAACAUUGCUUAUGAGAUGUUUAAAAGUUUCAGAUUGCUGUUAAUUGCAAAGUGCAUUUGAAGGUUUGAAACAGAUACGCAAGUGGAAGCAGUGUUAAAAAGGAUAACUAAUGUACUGUACUGCUAGGAAGUUCUGUAUAUUUUGUUAGCUUGAGUUGUAUGUGUUUGUCUUCAGUUUAAAUGAUUCCAUGUUAAACAAUUACUCCAUGCUUAUAGAAAAAUAUUUACUAGUCAUGUCUUGUAUUAGAAAUGUCUUCAGAAUGUCUUGUUGCAAUGUUCUUAUAUAUACUGUACUAAAAAAGUUCUAGUAUUAUGUAUACAGUAUAAGGUACAUUAAAACUUGAAGAUG